GUUGGAUAUUAUUAUUCAUAAAGACAGAACCAGCUAGUCAAAUCCAUUUUUCUAUCGAUUAAUAAAAGUCACCAUUCACAAAGUCUUUUUAAGGUCAGUGAUUGAGGACACAAAUUGAGCUUUGAUGGCUCAAUGGGUUUUCAUACCACUUAAAUUGUACACUGGAUCUCAGAUAAAAGGAAAACAUGAUACAAUGUAUACCGUGUCAGACUAACCAUAAUUAAUUAACAUAGUUGCGAUCUAAUUAUAAAUGUUACUUAAUUCCUUCUCUUUUUAUGAACAUAUUAGUUGUCAAUGUCCUACAACACAUCAACAUCAGACUGAAAGUGAACCCAGGUGUAUACCUAUAUCAGUUUGUGGUGAAUUCAAUAUAACAAGUGAAUUUAAAACGAGAAGGCAACCAUGUAGGAAUUCGGGUCAGUGUAUCCAAGAUACUAAGAAUCCAACUUUGUAUAAAUGUAUUUGUAGCCAUGGUUAUACAGGUGGUCAUUGUGAGAUUGAACCAUCACCAGCUAUAUGGAGUGUAUGGUCAGCAUGGUCUGAUUGUUUAUGGCCUGACUUAAAUGAAAUAUGCCACAAAAAACCAUAUCGUCAACAAAUACGCACUUGUAUAACUAAUGCAAUCGGCCAAAAAUGUAUGGGGGAAACAAAAAGGAUGACGCAUAUUGGAUGUGAUCUCAGUGUACUCCAUUCAAAAUCAGAGAUCAACGUAUCACAAACAAAACGUGAGAAUCUAAUAAACGCAUUAAAACUAUGUGAUUUAUAUAGUAAACAAUAUGUUAUGCCAACAAGUGAAUAUGGAUUAAAUCAACAAUUAAUAAUAGUUGAAGAAGCCGAUGAUUGGAUUACAACCGGUUUUGAAGAUGCACCACAACUACAUUUGAGUGAGUCAACAGUAAUUGAUCAAUCACAAUCAGCAAACUGGCCUACGAGACAGGAUUAUCUACUCACCACAGGAUGGAUAUAUGUGACCAUAAUUCACAUAGGAACAAUACUUUUUUGGAUUCAUUACAUACACCUUUGGAGAACACAACGAAGAGAUUAGUCAAUAACCAUUUUAAUAUCGCCGAUUUCGGUACUUUGAUUUGCUUUACACCUGUUUUGGUUUUUCAUCAACAGUACUAUUCCGAAUUCGCAGAAGUAUCUGGAGUGGAACAAACUCUAUCUUCUCUGAAGUAGUGCUCAUUGCAAAUGCAACAUCGUCGCGAUGACUAAUAAAAGCCAACUCGUGUUAGUCAAGUGUUUAAUUCAUUUUAGUGAUCUCUAGAAGCAAACAGAUGUAGUUUCACUUAACGACAAAUUCAAGUACCAUUCAAGCAGAUUGUGAUGAUGUGUUUGAAUAGACUUUUUAUCACGUUCUUUUGAAAGUAACGAAUUGGAUGCAUACCUGAGGGU
Molecule: messenger RNA, 1395 nt
Organism: Schistosoma mattheei
Lineage: Eukaryota; Metazoa; Platyhelminthes; Trematoda; Strigeidida; Schistosomatidae
Source: the annotation of a GenBank genome assembly